Molecule: messenger RNA, 1057 nt
Organism: Lolium perenne
Lineage: Eukaryota; Viridiplantae; Streptophyta; Magnoliopsida; Poales; Poaceae
Biological process (GO): proteasome assembly
Source: RefSeq, a predicted model, not a curated record
CCGCCACCCGUGCACCACCCUGCCGCCACCAAGCCUCCCUCCGGCGACUGGCCUCCCUCCGCCUCCACCCGAAACUCGAGCUCCCCACUCUCCUCAAGCAGUAGCAGCGGCCGUACCCGACCUCCUCCUCAAGCCCGGCCCUCAUCAAGCAGCAGCAGCUGUUGGAUUCCCCCCGUCCCCGACCUCCUCCUCAAGCAGCAGUAGCAGCGACCAAUCUUCCCGACGUCCUUCUCCAGUAGCUGUUCCUGCUCCCUUUCGUCGACCCGCGUCGCCAGUUCAAGUUCAUCUGCUUGAUUUCGUAGAUGGAGAUGCGGAUGGGUUCUGCUCAGACAGGUGGUCACUUCCCAGUACAGCACAGGUCCCUCUCCUUGGAUAUCAAGGGCAACAAGACUGACAUUGUUAUCACCAAAUAUGAAGAUAACUAUCUGGUGAUUGUGACACAAAUUGGAUGCAUGGGGACCAUAUUAACUGCAAAGAAAGAUGAAAGUGUUUUCUCUGAUCCAACCUACAAUGUAUCUGUUCUUUUUGGAAAGAGAGAUGAGCCGCUCCUGCUAGCUUGUGCACGUCAACUUAUUGAGCAUAUAAGUAACAGUGGCUCAGCUCGACCUUUGGUGAUCUCGCUUGGUUUGAAGGAUCAUUCCCAGGGAACGCUGAAAGAUGUAAUUUGUGCCAUAAUUGAGAACCGUCUAUGGUGAUAACUUAGCUAAUGCUGAGAGGCACAUACAUGUUCAGUUCAUCUACAGAGAUGUUGACAGAAUAUACAGAGUAUCGGAGCAAAAUAAGCCCUCGCUUAUCAUGUAUAUGGACCUCUAAGCUUUUUGAAUUAGAAUUAAUUCCCAGUGCAAUUAUCACAACGUUCUUCCUGCUAAGUUGCUCAAUGAUCAAUAUUCGCGUAGCCUGAGUUGGGUUGAUUCCCCUGAAAAAGGCCCAUGUUUCUGAUUUACCACCGUGUAUAGCCAAGUCUCAGUCAGUUUGUAUACUUUAUCAUGGAGUAUAGGCUAUUGGUUUUGAUGACCCAUACUAGUUAAAUCAUAUAUGACGUCGCUGUUGCUCGUAA